AUGGCUUAUAGAGAUUAUCUAUGGGACUAUGGUUGUGGCUCUGAGAGUCUUGGUCAGUCGGAGGCGGUCAAAUGUUAUGAGUGUUCGUCCUCGGUCAGCGAUGACUGUGCUGACCCGUUCAAGACAACCACCACCCAGGCCGGAUGUUCCGUGUGUGCAAAAAGCAAAGUUACAGUGCUUGGCGUUGAUGUGUUUACCCGUGCAUGUGUGCCGGACGGAUCGGGAUUGCCCACUGGAUGCCAAUCCGGAGACCAGGAUGGCGGCAGUGGCGAAGCCUGUUACUGUAACAGCGACCUGUGCAACGCCUCAACACGCGUCUCCGUGACAAGCGCCCUGCUAUUCCUGCUGCCCACACUUCUUCUGGGCUACACCAACUUAUAA
Molecule: messenger RNA, 381 nt
Organism: Mya arenaria
Lineage: Eukaryota; Metazoa; Mollusca; Bivalvia; Myida; Myidae
Product: protein quiver-like
Exons: 3
Coding region: 1-381 (126 amino acids)
Biological process (GO): positive regulation of voltage-gated potassium channel activity; regulation of synaptic transmission, cholinergic; sleep
Source: RefSeq, a predicted model, not a curated record